Molecule: messenger RNA, 1309 nt
Organism: Heterobilharzia americana
Lineage: Eukaryota; Metazoa; Platyhelminthes; Trematoda; Strigeidida; Schistosomatidae
Source: the annotation of a GenBank genome assembly
AUGUCUGAUGAUCGAGGGAAGUUUGAAGUAAUAGAGUUGUCGAUGCUGAAGAAGCACAUAUUUUUUCCACUCUCCGGUUUGGGGAAUUUCACUGCACAAACUGUACUUUAUCCAUUUGUAUUACUUCGCACGAGACUCCAACUGCAAGAGGGUGCUCAGGUCUAUCGUGGUCUUAUGCACGCUAUUUCUUCUGUUAUCAGAGAAGAAGGAUUUCGAGGAUUGUAUAGUGGCUACUUUAUUCGACCAUUUCACAUCUUCUCAACUACUAUCUACAUUUCAACAUAUGAGGUGGCCAGAAAUGCAUGUUCAAUCUUUCCAGCCUUAAGUCCUGUUCAUCGAUCCUUUGUUGGUGGCGCUGUCGCUUCGUGUUUUGCUCAGAGCUUUUUUGUUCCUAUUGAUGUAGUAUCCCAACACCUAAUGGUUAUAAAUCCCAAUCGUCUCCGUGCCAAUAUGGUUUGCAAAAGUAACCCAAAAAAAUAUGAUUCUGUUUCAUCAACUAACCCAAAUCAUUUCCGUCCAUUGACUCCAGUACAGUUAACCAAGAAAGAAAUGGAUUCUAACUGGGGUCGUCUAUGUGGUGUGAUUCGUUAUAUCAGACAAACUCAUGGCCUCAAAGGUUUCUACAAAGGCUAUUUGAUAUCUAUGUGCACCUUUGUGCCCAGUUCAGCAUUAUGGUGGUCCUUUUAUGAUAAAUUUUGUAUUCUUAUUCACUUCCUUUCGACAACAAUAUGGAAAGAGCGUAUUCCAGAUUCUGUAUAUAUGUCGGAAGUUAGUAUCGGCCCGUUAGCUGGUAUCUCAUCUGCUAUUAUAGUAAACCCGCUCGAUGUGGUUCGUGUGAGAAUGCAGAUCCCAACUAAAAUGGUUACAUUUCUCUAAACAGUUUUGACUGACAAUGAGAGACAUACUAGCUUCGUACUACACGUGGCCUGGACAGACAGGUAGUUUCAUCAAUCCUCAUAUAAUAGGUGUGGGUCAUUGUCUACUGCAAGAACAUCCAGGUGACUGCUGAGUGAAUUUCUUCGGUUGACCACCGCUAGAUUUCUUCUAAACUAACCCUACUCCAGUGAAUAUUACAAGUAGUGAUAGGUGGCAGCUUAGCCUACUUAUCAGUUACCUCAGUCAGUGAAAGUUAAGUAAUUCACAAGGUGAUGUAUUUCCUUUACCUGUUGUUCUCCGUCUAAUUUCUGCAUUGUUUAUUAGGUGUUCCAACCACACUACUGAGUUGUUAUGAUGGUCGUUUCAUCCCACUUUCAAUCAUUAUCAUGUGUUAAGGCGACAUUGUUGACAUACAUAAAGCCUUCUUAAAUCG